GAAGCUGCAAAGGGCGGAGAAGAAGGCAGAAGGCAUAGAUGAAUUGGUAUGGAAGAGCCUAAAUUUUUUUUUUGAUACUACGAAAGGAACUAACCGUUAACAAUGCGCUGCUGCAGAAAGCGGAGAUCGCUUCUCUUCAAAGACACAACUCCCACCUUCAAACACGCACCCACCGCAGCAAUGCCAGUAUCUCCGUCCCUGGUCCCUCCGAAUCCCCUCCUUCCGAUCUAAUGCAGCAGUUGGAAUCCAAGGCUGCCGCGAUGGAAGCCAUGGAGCUGGAAAUUUCCAACCUCCGUGCCCAGGUGUCUUCGCAGAAUGCGCACGAAACGCAGAUAACAGCCCUCGAAGGGAAACUCUCGCAGAGCGAAUCCGCCUUGGAGAAAUCCCAGCGUGAACUUGCGGACGUCAAAAGUGCCCUGACCCGCGCUUCCGAAAAGGCAGUUAGGGAAGGCGUGGACAAGACCUCCACCGAAACCCUAAUCAAGACUCUACAGCGGGAGGUUGAGGAGCUGAAACAAGAAAAGGCCGAGGGCGAGAAGAAGAUCGAAAGCCUCGAGAAGAAACUGCAAGCAAUUGGAAACCUACACAAGGAGUCUGAAUCACGACACCAGGCCCGACUCCGCGAGAGCGAAAAGUUCGAGAAGGAAGCUGCCGUACUACGGAAAAAGCUGGCCAGCGUCGAGAAUGAGAAUCUGCGACUCAAGGAAGAGCAAGAGGCUCUCAGGAAGCGCGAAGCCGGCGGCACUGACGACGACGCCAUUGACGAGCUCGAAGACGAAGAACGAUCCCGACUCCAGCGCCGAAUCCGCGAGCUAGAGGGCGAAGUCUUCGAUCUUCGUCGCGGGGUAUGGCAAGAAAAGCGCCAGGAGCUCGUACAGGGAGAGGACACCGGGAUCGUCGCACCCGACUAUCCAUCGUACAACCCUAACCCCGCCGCCAACGCGUUCGACGACGUCGACCUCAUCGGCGGAAGCCCCGAACACGCUCGUCGUCGCAGCAUGGCCCACCAGCAGCAACACUCUUCCUUCUCCACCGUGCUGUCCAGUGGCAUAGCAGCCUUCACAGGCGGAAAUGCCCUCUACGGGAAUCGCGGCCGCGCGCCAUCGAAUCAGCACCAACAUCCACCUGCCACGCGCGGCAGUCUCGAGCUCCUCUCGGAGGAGAACUUUGACGACGAAUUCGACGAAGCAGAAUUCGCGCGCGCACAGGCCGAAGAAGAGGCCCGCAAGCGUGUUGAAUGGGUCCGCGAGAUCAAGCGGAAGCUCCGGGAUUGGAAUGGCUGGCGGCUAGAUCUUGUUGAUAGUCGGGCCGGCGCCGAGGGAGCGGGAGUUGGAAUGGGUGAGAUUUUUGAAAUAUAGAGCCAAAAAAAAAAAAAAAAAAAAAACAUUAAAGAAUAAAGAAGGGAGAGGGACCAGCCACUUGAUAUUAUAUAGUAUAGUUUAUACCAAUGCCAUGCCCAUGAUUUCGAUGUUGUAAUGCAAGUCGCUUGCCUUUCUUCUCACAUUUCCUCUCUCAUCAAUGAGGGUCUGCAUCCUCUCGUAACCCAGGAUUCCUCCGGACCUGCGUGAAGAAGAAAUAUUUGAAAAUCCUCUCUUAUCCUGAACUAUCUAUCAAGACUUCACUCGACUCAUAUCCGCAACUCAGAACUGAGCUUCGUUGAAAUCCGUGGCGGUGGCUGUAAUUGGCGCCGUCAUGUUGUAGAUUUCGGUCCGGAGGCUCUCGAUUUCGAGCCGGACGUUGAUUAGUGGGCUCUCUGCUGCGAAUGACAUUAUUGUCUUAUCUUCGGACUAGAAACUUCUGAAGAUGGAUACAAUCCUUGCUUGCAAACUAACAAGCUGAG
This is a messenger RNA of Aspergillus ochraceoroseus IBT 24754, 1840 nucleotides long. RefSeq lists its product as uncharacterized. NCBI's taxonomy places the organism in Eukaryota, Fungi, Ascomycota, Eurotiomycetes, Eurotiales, Aspergillaceae. The transcript has a single exon. The coding region runs from base 231 to 1358 and encodes 375 amino acids. The record is from RefSeq and is a predicted model, not a curated record.